AUGUCCGAACAGCAAGCAAACAACAGCUCUAAUACCUCUCAGGCGGCAGACGACAAAAAAGAGGGCGCUGAGCAUAUUAACUUAAAAGUAGUUGGGCAAGACCAUAACGAAGUUUUCUUUAAAAUCAAGCGCACAACACAGCUGAAGAAACUAAUGGAAGCUUAUUGUGAGAGACAAGGGAAGGCUAUGGCCUCUGUACGUUUCCUGUAUGACGGAGAGCGUAUACAAGCACAUCAUACACCUGCUGAGGCAGAUGGACAGCGGGAUGGAACUAAUACAAGAGAUGGUCCAUGUCCAUUGGCAUCCUCUAGCUCUCGUCUAUAG
Messenger RNA from Paraglomus occultum, 324 nucleotides. Lineage: Eukaryota; Fungi; Glomeromycota; Glomeromycetes; Paraglomerales; Paraglomeraceae. The record is from the annotation of a GenBank genome assembly.